UUCCCCUGGCCAAGGCCUCCGACAUCAGCCUUGAUAACCUGGUGGAGGGGAAAAGGAGGCGCAGAGGAGCCCCCGAGGGUCAGAACACUCCCAACCGCAGCUCUUCCAGCAGCCCCCGAACCCCUGGCCCGUCUGGCAAGAGGAAGCUGAUGACCUCCGAGGAUGACAGGACACCGGCAAAGAGAGGCCGCAAGGGCCCGGGGGCCAGAGCCGCUCAGCGUGUCGGUGUGUGCAACACCUCUGGCAGCGGCACAGAUCUCCCCGGUCAGCCUUGUGAUGUGGCAGACACUCACGGUCCGCUGCCCCAGAACGCGUCUCUCUUUAUGGGCUUCGCCUUUAUGCUGACUGCCUCGUCUGAGAUCGACCGGCUGACCAACAGGUCCAUCAGUGAUGAUGAGGAGGAAUACGUGCAGACAGGUCCCUUUAACAAAGUAUAUACAGAGUCUCAGCUGCAGGCAGGUGGAGGCUUCAUCCUGCCAGACUUCAAUGAAGAACAGUGUAAGGCAGCUUACCAGAGCUUGCUCAUUGCAGACCAGCACUGUCGUACAAGGAAGUACUUGCUGUGUUUGGCCAGCGGUGUGCCGUGUGUGUCACACAUCUGGGUGAGAGACUGCUGCAAAGAUAACAAGCUGCUCAACUACAGGAACUACCUGCUGCCUGCUGGCAUGGGGCCAGAUGACACUAUAGUAGAAUGGCAUCCCCGCUGCAGCCCAUUCAAGGCUCUGCGGGUCCUUCUGGUGUUUGAGAAGCCAGUGGAGCUUUGGGCACAGCUGAUCAACAUGGGUGGAGGUUCCUCUGUCCGACAGUUCCAGGCAGACAAGGACAGCUCGGACAUUCCUGCUGGCAAGUAUGAUGUUGUGGUGACAGACCAUGCCUGUCCACCAUUGGUAGAGAAAAAUGUGACAUCACAGGAAGUCCCGUUGGUGUCACCUGAGUGGCUCAUCCAGAGUCUCAUCUGUGGGGAGCGCCUGGGUUUCCACAGCAAGCCUCAGUAUCGCCACGACUACUCCUCCUCAUAAUCUGACUCCACAUGUGCAAAAUGCCUUCAACCAUGUUAAAUGUUCAGCAUUAGUUCUGUUGCAUGCCUCUGCUGUAUAUAACUUUAUCCUGUCUGUUUUUAUGGGAUAAUAAAUUGUGACCUCGUUUCAUUUUAA
Micropterus salmoides (largemouth bass) is the source of this 1154-nucleotide messenger RNA. Its product is annotated as TP53-binding protein 1-like. Gene Ontology annotation, biological process: positive regulation of transcription by RNA polymerase II; DNA damage checkpoint signaling. NCBI's taxonomy places the organism in Eukaryota, Metazoa, Chordata, Actinopteri, Centrarchiformes, Centrarchidae. Gene Ontology annotation, cellular component: nucleus. Gene Ontology annotation, molecular function: histone binding. Bases 150 to 1019 code for a protein of 289 amino acids. The record is from RefSeq and is a predicted model, not a curated record. The transcript has 7 exons.